UUUAUUACUAUAAACUUUUUUUUUUUUUUUUUACAAUUUGUUUACACUUUUUAAAAUACUUUUUAAUAAAAUAUAUAUAAAAUAAAUAACUGAUUACAGUGCAGCAUUACCAAUCCCAGCUUGUAGGCCUGCUCAUAUUUAAAAAAUAUAUAUAACUUUUCCAAAGUGGAGCAUCAAGUUUCAGUCUUUAGACCUGCUCAGCUUUCAUUAUUGCGUUGGACUGAUCGGAAUUAAGAGCAAAGGUCGACGGGAGCUGCGUUUCAAUUACAAUCGUUUUUUGUCCUAGUUGUAGUGAUGUUCACACUCACGUGAUGCCUUUUGAAAACUUUAGACCGGUGACACGAUGGCAUAUUGCACCUGUCAAACAUAAGUCUAUUUUGCCGUCAAUACUGUUGACGGUGUCCUUUAUCAGUAGGCUUUAUAUUUAUGCUCAACAUGAAAAAUAUAUAUAUUUUUGUCGUGAAGACGAGAUCCUGGUCUGUCCGCGGUCUCCCUCUAUGUUACCUACAAAAGGAGCAGCAUGCCAGCGCCGCGUCAGGCACGUUUCUGGUGUGUAAAGACACAGAAAACGCGAAGCAGAAACGCCACGCUCACGCCACGCAGUCAGUGUCUCACCUGCCUUCGAAUCAGCUGCAGGGCGGGAUUUGCGCUGAACGAGGAGACUUCCGUCACUUAAUAUGUUAGUUUAGAAACACGAAAAUGUACCUAUGUUCCGCACACAAAAUAUUGCAUUCGGUCAUUCGGUACACACGUGCACCACACUGAAAGCCCUGUACCGAAACGGUCCGGUACGAAUACACGUACUGUUACACCCCUAAUAUCUUAUACUACAAAAAAAUGGCCCUCAGAAUUAACUUAAUAUUUCUGAGCCCUCUUUCGAAUUUCUUUCAACACACUGGUGUCAGAAUGUUAUGUAAUGAAUUUCAAGUUAGUUUCCUUUAAGUUGACAUUGUGUAUAACAGAAAAGUACAUGUAUAUUUCAUUGCAUUUACAUGGACAUGACAAGUUCUUGAAAGAUAAUGUCCUAAAAGAGAAAACAGAAGAGUAUCAAAAUAAGUGUCUUAAUUUCAGAAAUUAUAUAUUCUUGUUUAACCAUUUUAAACCUUAAGGCCUUUUUUUAUGAGUGUGAAAUGAAUGCAUUCAUGCACUCUUUAUAAAUCAUGUCGGUUUUAAAUCCAAAUAGCUUUGAGUCCACUAAAAAUGUGUAUCUGUGAAUGGGGAGAUAUGUAUGCAAAUAUUCAAUAUCUGUAAAAGUAGGCAUUGUUUCAAAUUUAAACUCACUAAAAUCAUUGUAUUUAGGAAAAUUUCUCCAUUGUUGCAGUGUAAGUUCCCUUACGAAAAUUAACCAUGGUUUUACUACAAAUGAAACCAAAAAACCAUGGUUACUAUAGUUAAACCAUGGUAACCACAAAUUAACCAUGGUUUUGCUAUAUUAACCAUAGUUUAACCAUGGUAUAUGUAGUAAAUCUGUGGUUAAACAAAUGGGAGUCAAUACACCAAAAAAACAUGGGUUACUACAGUUUUACUAUAAUUAAACCAUUGUUAUUUUUCGUAAGGGUUUUAUCCAUCGUGGCAAGUAGCGAAAAUGUCCCUUUUAAUGAAGUGCGUUUUACGUCAAUGCGUUCGAAGUGCACAGAUUGCUUUCAUUUUUUUGUAGUUUGACGACGUUCCCUUAAUCCUUCAUUGACUCGAUCCCCGGAUUCCCCGCGCCUGCGCCCAUGCGUCUGCCGCACUCACCGCCGCCAGAGCCUGACUGAAAUCACAGACACGGGGCCUUCCUCGCCAGCAUCCCUCCAUCCAGCUCUAAUUCCCAGAGGAGGGGGGAGUAACCGAGAAUCUGUCUGGAACAACGAAGAAGUUGCCGGACAUCCACCGCGUGUGUUUCAGGGGUUCCGGCUCUUCAGCUGAACUGAGGGUAUCAAACUUGCAGCAAUGGAAAGAAAGCGUCCAGGGAUGACCUCAGGGCCACGGAUGCCCCAUCAAGGCGCUCCCAUGGGGCCUCCUGGUCCUCCAUAUGGGGGAACACCACCAAUUCGUGCAGGGAUGCCUAACUCAGCACUAGACCCCAAUCGAAAACGUCCUGCCCCCACCCCGCCAGUGCAACCUCCCCCUGUCCCGAACCGUCCCAGAAAGAAACCACUUGGAUUUCCAGCAACAAAUGAGAUAUCUGCAAGACAGAUGGACAUGAGAGACGCCCAAUCAGAUCCUUCAAUUGGAUGCUUCAAUGCCAAGAGAAGAAAAAUGGCAGACAAGAUUCUCCCUCAGAGGGCAAACCAAAAAGAGUUAAUUCGUUAUGACAAGAUCCGGGAACUGGUGCCAGAGUCCCAGGCGUACAUGGACCUCCUGGCUUUUGAGCGCAAACUUGACCAAACCAUUAUGAGGAAGAGGGUGGAUAUACAAGAAGCCCUCAAAAGACCAAUGAAGCAAAAGCGUAAACUACGACUGUACAUUUCAAACACUUUCAACCCUGCCAAACUUGACGCAGAGGACUCUGAGGGCAGCAUUGCAUCCUGGGAGCUGCGUGUAGAGGGCAAAUUGUUGGAUGAUCCUGGAAAACAAAAGAGGAAGUUUUCGUCUUUCUUUAAGAGUCUUGUUAUUGAGCUGGAUAAGGAUCUGUAUGGCCCUGACAACCACUUAGUGGAGUGGCACCGCACUCCGACGACCCAGGAGACCGACGGCUUCCAGGUGAAGAGACCUGGCGAUGUGAAUGUGCGCUGUACCCUCUUACUCAUGCUGGAUUACCAGCCUCCUCAGUUUAAGUUGGAUCCUCGCCUUGCACGUCUCCUUGGCAUCCACACUCAGACCCGCUCCUGCAUCAUCCAGGCUUUAUGGCAGUACGUCAAGACCAACAAGCUGCAGGAUCCUCAUGAGAAGGAGUACAUCAACUGUGAUAAAUAUUUCCAGCAGAUCUUUGACUGUCCUCGUCUGAAGUUUUGUGAGAUCCCCCAGCGACUAACUAACCUUCUGCUGCCGCCUGAUCCUAUUGUGAUCAAUCAUGUUAUCAGCGUGGAUCCAAAUGACCAGAAGAAGACAGCAUGCUAUGACAUAGAUGUUGAAGUUGAUGAUCCUCUUAAGAGUCAGAUGAAUGGAUUCCUGCUGUCCACAGCCAAUCAGCAAGAAAUUGCAUCGCUGGACAACAAGAUCCAUGAAACUAUCGAGUCCAUCAACCAACUGAAGAUCCAAAGAGAUUUUAUGCUUAGCUUCUCAAGGGACCCCAAGGGCUACAUCCAGGACUGGAUCUGCUCCCAGAACCGGGACCUUAAGCUGAUGACAGACACAGUAGGAAAUCCAGAGGAAGAGAGAAGAGCAGAGUUUUAUAACCAGCCCUGGUCUCAGGAAGCUGUUAGCCGCUAUUUCUAUUGCAAGAUUCAGCAACGAAGACAGGAGCUUGAACAAGCUUUGGCAGUGCGAAACACCUAAAAUAGCCCAGUUUCAAAAAUAUCUCAGUUUCAAGAAUAAGUUGACAACUAAUUUGCUCUACCUGUGGCUUGGUCACUUUUAUUCUGGUGAUAUCCACACUGGGCAGUUUUCCAUGGACAUGAAAGGAUUAGACCCCUUCUCAGAAUGAGAUUUGGACUGAUUUUUUAACCAAUGAGGGUCAGUGAAAGUGUUAUUGUACUCUUAUUUAAUGUAUUUUUACUGUACAGUUGAAUGUAUAACCUCACAGUACAAUGAAUUUUAAAAAGUGGCUUGGAAAUGCCACUUUCACACUGAUAACACAAAUACAGCAGCUAUCUUAAUUGUUUUUACUUCAGUUUUCUUUUUAUGCACGUAUGCUGAUACACUGUGUGUCUUCUCACUUGGAAAGGUAGAACAUGAAAACAAUUUUAUAAUGCCUGGGAAUUUUUUUAAACAUUAAUGACAUGCUAAAUGUUAGUAUGUAAGUAUAGAUUUGGAAUCUGUCCAAUUUUCUGUACAUUUUCUUUCAACACAUUCUGCUUUCAGCGUUCUCCUUUGUUUGUCUUUCUUUAAAUCUGCACUGUGCUAAAAAUAUCAUGAAGAAAUCCACUGGAUGAAAAUCAGCCAACUUUAUUUGCAAUAAGUCACAUUUAUUGUCUUAAUUUUAAUAUGUUAAAGAAAAUUCUUGCUACAAUAAGGUAAAUCUUUCUGAUUUGUGAACACUUGUGUUAACACUAUUUUUUGUCUAUUGUUAAAAACUACAAAAUGAUUUCUCAUAAGCAGUGUUUAUAAAUGAUGUUUGAAAGCAUCUUCAACUUUAGAGGCUUUAAAUGCCAGUAAAACAAAAUAUGUUCUAAAUAUAUUGUGAGUUGAUAAAUACAAUAAUGCAUGUUGCAUGUGAAUAUUUUCGUGUUUUUAUUUUUAUGAGUUUCAUUUUUAGCAUGAUUCUGAAAUGUUUUGAAUCUUUGUUGCCUUAUUAAAUCAUUGAUAUGCACAGGAAGCGUUAACCAAAGGUUAAGUACGAUUAUAUCAUCUUUGUGAAUGCCAAUAAAUUACUUAAUUUUACUGAAUAUUCCAUCACACAUGUUGAUGGCAUUUGUAUACCUGUGACCUGAGAUGUGCUUGAUGCACAAGUGUAACAGAUGAGAACUGUCUCAUGAAUGUUGACCCUUUACAUUUUUUACAAGACAUUCUUACUGUGUUAUGGAUUUUAUUUAAAUAAGUACAGUGCGUCUGUUAUGGACAUUUUUAACAAGAUUAAUAAAAUAAAUACAAAUUCAUGAUCAA
This is a messenger RNA of Carassius gibelio (silver crucian carp), 4686 nucleotides long. RefSeq names its product SWI/SNF-related matrix-associated actin-dependent regulator of chromatin subfamily D member 3. Lineage: Eukaryota; Metazoa; Chordata; Actinopteri; Cypriniformes; Cyprinidae. Gene Ontology annotation, cellular component: nucleus; SWI/SNF complex. Gene Ontology annotation, biological process: regulation of transcription by RNA polymerase II. The transcript is spliced from 15 exons. The coding region runs from base 1933 to 3420 and encodes 495 amino acids. The record is from RefSeq and is a predicted model, not a curated record.